CAUCAAUGUUGUUGUUUCAUCAACGUUGUGAUAAUAAUAAAGUAAAGUGUUGUGAUUGUAUUUUAUCAAAAGGAAAAAAUUUAAAAAAAUCAAAAAUAUCAUCUACUACCGGUGAUGAUAAUGAUAGAACCGUUUAUUCAUCAUCAUCAUCAUCAAAUUCGCAUCGAAUUAAUGUGAAAACUUCAAAAACCUUUAUACGAUUACUUGUCAGUAUAUUGUUUAUCACAUCACGUAUUACAUCUGUAUCAUGUAUGCUUGAUGCAUUGAAAGCAUUAUUUAUAUUGACCGGUGCUAGUACCUAUUUAGUGACUAAAUAUGUCAACAUUAGUCAACAACAACAGCAGCAGCAACAGACCAAUGGAAUAAAUGGCCCAUUUUGGACACCAUCAUCAUCAUCAUCAUCAUCAUUAUCAUCAGCAGCAACAAAUCUUUCAUGGUUGACAGCUAUACCAUCAUCAUCACAACAAUGGCCAUUGUAUCGUGAACAAUUCCAACAGCAACAGCAUUCACAAUCUAAUACAAUGUUUGGUCAUCAUCAACAACAGCAACAACAACCAUUGAAUCAAAAUUAUACAAAAAAUGGUCAUUUAAUACUUAUGUCAGAAAAAAUCAAUUUUUUAAAAGGUGAUCAACAAUCUUCAUCUAUUAACAACAACAAUGGAAAUAAUAAUAAUAACAAGUCACCAUCGAUAUCGCCAAUUAGACCAAUCUAUGUGUUGGCAAUAGAAGAAGAAGAAGAUGAAAGACAGAUGCCUAAAUCAUUAUUAAAUCUAUCAAUCAGUGCUGAUCAUAAUCAUUAUCACAAUAAAUCAACACACGAACAUCAAACCAAUCCAUUGAAUGGUAUACAAGUGGAUUAUAUACUUGAUACAACGAAAAUUGAUGAUUAUGCUCAAAUUUUAAAAUAUUUUGCCUUGAAUCGUACAACUGGUGAACUUUUUCUCAUCAAUCCAUUGGAUCGUGAUCCACCAAAUGGUCGAUCACGAUGGCGAUUCUCUAUACAAGCACGUAAUCGUCAAACACAAAUGAUUCUAGCAAUGGCCGAUGUAGCAAUCACUGUACGAGAUAUUAAUGAUAAUAAACCAUUAUUUGAACAAAAAUUAUAUCGUACAACAUUGAUGGAAAAUGGACCAGCUGGACAGAUUCUUUCAAAAUUGCACGCCAUCGAUUUCGAUGAAGCUGAUUUAGCUGAUAAUGGGAAAAUUCUUUAUUCAUUAAUUAAAUCACCUGUAAGCGAUUCAAAAUGGACAACCGACCUAUUCCAUAUUGAUCCACAUAAUGGUGUAUUGACCGUUUUGGGUUGUUGUUUUGAUCGCGAACGAAGAUCCGAAUAUCGGUUAAUUGCACGUGCUACAGAUGCAGGUGGCCUAUGGGAUGAGACGAAAAUUGUUGUCACAAUUGGUGACCUGAAUGAUAAUCCGCCAAAAUUUCUGAAUCCAUCACGAGCUUUACGAUUAAAUGAUGAAAUGAAUUUGCAUAAUCAUAAUCAACAUGAAUCAUCAUCAUUCGAAUAUGAAGAUGAAAAUAUAUUCACAUUUUACAUAUCGGAUGAAGAUCUACCUGAAAGUAAUCAUCAUCAUUAUGAGAUUAUCAAUUCAACCGAAUGUCCAUUAUUUAAACGUUUCUAUAUUGUUGUCAAUGUAGACGGAAGUGGAACAUUGUAUGGAACUCGUCGUAAUGAAUCUGAACUUCGACAAUAUAUUCGCAUGUCAUCGGAUGAUCAUCAAUCGAUGAAUAAAUCUAAUGUCAAUGGAGCUAAUCAAACAUUGGCCAUGACUAAUCAAUUGGUCACAACAGAGACUAUUUGCUAUUUGGAUGUAGUUGUACGUGAUUCUAUUCGUGAUGAUCAGGUUACAUCAUCAUCAUCAUCAUCCGGAUUGAUAUAUGAAGAUCGAACAACAUUAACGUUAGUCUAUCAAUUCAAUUGGGAUAUUGGUGGCAAAAAGAAAAUGUCUAAUAAAAAUAAUGGAACGAAUUCCGGAAUGAACAGUAAUGUUAAUAGUAGUAAUGCUAAUGCAGUCAUUGCACUCGAUCAUUUUGCUGCUGCUGGACCAAAGGCUUCCGAUCUUUCAACAAAAAUCAAUAAUCGUAAAUCUAUUCAAUCAUCUAAUGAUGUCAACAGCGGUGCUGCUGGUGGUGGUCAUCAUAGUUCUUGUUCAUUGGUAAAUGGUGCCUUAUGUUCAAAUCCAUCAUCAUCAUCAUUUGAUGAUGAACUAGCAAAUGAGCCUCAUCAUUCAUUCUCAUCAAAUGUUUCAACAAAUAAUAACGGCAUACUAUUCAUCACUGCAACUGGCUCAUUUACUGCCUUUAAACAAUGGCUAAAAUGGGCUACAAACAGUAAACAGUUUCUAAUCUAUGCUUCAAUCAUAAUUUUCUCCAAUCUUAUAAUCUUACUCAUUAUUACGACAUUUUGGCUUAUAAGAUUGAACGCUCGCAGGGCUGACAAUAACGAAAGUCAAUUAACCAUCAAUUUGGCUGAUGAUUAUUUAUCAGCAACAACAACAAUAGCAACAACAACAACGACAACCAUACCGACAGCCAUAACAACCAAUAAUGCAACCUAUUAUCAAAUCCCGAUGAUUGAACAGCAAUCACAACAACAACCAUUUCCUCUUUUCGAUCCAUCACAUUCGACAAAUUUUUCGACAAAACCACCAGAACAAAAUCUUAUGAACAUAAUGAAUUCAAAUACAAACAUUCUAUUCAUAAAUAAUGAAGAAGAAGAAGAAGACAAAAAUGGUCUAUCCUAUUUGAACAUUUUGAAACCUUCCUCUUCCAUUCCGACGACAACGACAACGACAUCAACAACAACACAGCAUCAUGCACAAAUCAUUGACAGUCAACAAUUAUCAUCAUUACCAAGCUAUAUCAAUUGUUGAUGACCAUUAAUCAACAACAAUGUUAUUGUUUUUUUUU
Dermatophagoides farinae (American house dust mite) is the source of this 2916-nucleotide messenger RNA. RefSeq lists its product as uncharacterized. The record is from RefSeq and is a predicted model, not a curated record. Gene Ontology annotation, biological process: multicellular organism development; homophilic cell-cell adhesion; cell migration. Gene Ontology annotation, cellular component: plasma membrane; catenin complex. Gene Ontology annotation, molecular function: beta-catenin binding; cadherin binding; calcium ion binding. Lineage: Eukaryota; Metazoa; Arthropoda; Arachnida; Sarcoptiformes; Pyroglyphidae.